AAUAACUCUCACUUCAUACUACUUGUUUGGCCAGCGAAAUCCAGGCUUGCCGUAGUUAUGUACAUUUCAGUUAACCUUCGAAUAGUUUGUAGCAUUUAAUGUUGCUGCUUCAUAGAUUCAUAUCUUAAUCGCCUUCCGACACCCCAGUCUCUCGACAUUGCCCGUGACAUGGGGGUGAAAUUAGGCUUAGGCGUUUGUUCGUAUCAGGGAAUCGGUGGAUAGCAAAAUAAGGGUGAUUGACAGCAUAUAUUAUACAGAUGAAGAUGUAUUCAGUACAGUAGUUAUAGCUCGUGACACGCAUAUAGGCUCACAUCUGCUCUGGAUCUGGGGUAUCACUGAUGUAGGAAUUGAGCCUGGCAUCCGUAGCUGUUUUGUGCAUGAUAUUCCAUCAUGUGACCACUUCUUCUUGUAAAGUGUUUCUCACGGACUGAAUAAGCUGUGCCAAGCCAAAAUGGGAAUACCAGUAUCUCUGGCAUGGGAUCCUAAAGAUAUCCCCGUCAGGACAGUUAAUUCCAGGAAUAAAGUCAAGUUGUUUCCACGUAAAAGGCAGGGCAUACCAGGAGAAGUGGUCCUGGAAUUUUCUGCUUAUCCUAAAGAAUUGGGUGAGCCGUGUGAUGAGGUGAGUCCGUACUGGUGGGUGGACUGUCAGUUUGUGCCUUAUGACAGCAGUCAGCUUGUGGUAAGCGCAGGGGCGUACAGCCUUAGGACAGGUCUCACCUGGGUCCAGUGUAAAGGGGUCAGGGCAGGGCUUAUCACACACUGGCAGAUCAGCCAAGAUGAACUCUGCUGUGGCGUGCUGAAGGGGACCACAACAACAUCUCGUCCGAAAAUACAGUUACAUCCUGAUGGGAAAUACCUUGGCUUUGUGGGCAGAGGCUGCGUCAGAGUCGUAGACACAUAUAACAAUGACCGUUACAUAAAAGACGAUGCUAUCAGGCCUGUCAGUUACAAAUACUGCACCUUCUCACCCGAUGGUGUGUACUUAGCUGUAUUGUAUCGCAUACAGUGUCACUUUGAGCUGGAAAUUAGCAGACUUGAUAUACGACUACUGAGGGUGAACACCACAGUUUGUCACAAUGUGUGUCCCUCGUUCACAGGUACGCGGUCCUACACAGAGCAGGUGGAGUGUCACUUUUCCCCAGACAGCUCCCUGAUUGCCCUAUCACACUCUGAAGGUAUUCUGUUCACCGUGAACAAACGGGAUCUAUCGCUGCACAGUCAGCUGUUCCCAGGUGUCGACUCAGGUGUCAGUCUUUCAAAUGAAAGGAGCUACGACUUUGACCCAACAUCUGGACACAGUUUUAUAGCAGCAGGAGGGAACAACGGUCAUAUAUUCCUGAUAGACAUCGACACCUGCAAGGUACUGCAUGAGGAAGACCUUCACAUUGAUGCAGAGACUGUCGAUUGUGUCAAGUACAGUCCAAAUGGAGACUGCCUUGCCAUUGCAAUCUCAGACUUUACCAUUCGUUUAUUUUGCCCUUACAGCCGACAAGUUACCAUGACACUUGGAGGAGAGACUAAGUGUCCCGGAAUUCAGGUACAAGCCUGCAGUGGACGCCUACCUGUUGUGAUAAGGAUGAGUUUUGACAGGUCAGGUGAACAUCUGGCUAUAAGCAGCACGGAUGGGCAAGUUAGAAUUUGGCAGCUGCCCAUUAAAAUGGACCUGCGUUAUCUUUGUAAACUAAAGAUCCAGCAGUGCUGCAUUGUAACAAACAUUAAGAUGCUACCUCUACCCAACAGUGUAAUCAACUACCUUCUGUCCCCCACAUAGAUCAAGUAUACCCAAAUUGCAAGUUCAAAUCCAGAUCUUACAGCACCAGAUCCUAAUGUCUUUGUGUCAAGCUUGUCAGGUAUCUAGAAUGUGGCAGUGGUUUUAAUUAGGCUGCGCUUGACUGUGAUACAAAAUUUUUUUUGAGAAGGUAGAAUGUAGAGAA
This is a messenger RNA of Liolophura sinensis, 1934 nucleotides long. RefSeq lists its product as uncharacterized. Gene Ontology annotation, biological process: intracellular signal transduction; protein polyubiquitination. Gene Ontology annotation, molecular function: protein binding. The record is from RefSeq and is a predicted model, not a curated record. NCBI's taxonomy places the organism in Eukaryota, Metazoa, Mollusca, Polyplacophora, Chitonida, Chitonidae. Bases 452 to 1771 code for a protein of 439 amino acids. The transcript is spliced from 4 exons.